AUGGAUCGUGGCGGCCUCUUGUCGGCGGCGGAGGGGCCGCUCGCCGCUGUGCCCCCCUUGAGGCCCCGACCCGGUCGGCACCAGCGGCGGCAUCAUGCGGGCCGGGGUGGCCCGGCCAGGGCGGGGCGGAUCCCAGGAGGAGGCCGGGGCGGGCGCGAUCGGAACCCGGCCGUGGCGGAGGGCGCGGAGGCGGCGACGUACUCCGGGAAGGCGAUCUCUCCGCCGGACUCCGGCCGGCACUUCCUCCACCUGGACGAUUUCAGCAGAGAGGAGCUGGGCGAGAUGCUGAGAGUGGCCGGGAUGGCCAAGGAGAAGUUUAGGGCGAGGGACGAGUCGUUCAAGCCGCUGAUGGGGCGGACGAUGGCCAUGGUGUUCACCAAGCCGUCCGCCCGCACGCGGGUGUCCUUCGAGACGGGCUUCCACCGGCUGGGGGGCCACGCUCUCUACCUGGACCCGCAGAGCAUCCAGAUCGGCAAACGCGAGCCCACCAAGGACAUCGCCCGCGUGCUGAGCGGCUACAACGACGUCAUUAUGGCCCGCCUGUUUGCGCAUGAGGACCUGCUGGAGAUGGCGCAGUACGCCCGGGUGCCGGUGAUCAACGGCCUGACCAACUACAACCACCCGUGCCAGAUCAUGGCCGACGCGCUGACGAUCAUCGAGCGUAGGGGUGCGCUGGAGGGCACGCGGGUGGCCUACGUGGGAGACGGCAACAACAUGGUCCAUUCAUGGCUCAGGUUGGCGGCUGUUUUUCCCCUCACCUUCGUCUGCGCUUGCCCGGAGGGUUAUGAGCCGGACCCCGCCACCGUGGCGGCUGCCCAGGCCGCGGGACAGUCGGAGAUCAGGAUCAGUCACGACCCCGCGGAGGCCGUUUCCGGCGCGGAUGUGGUCUACACUGAUGUCUGGGCAUCGAUGGGACAGAAAGAUGAGGCGGAGCAGCGCCGGCGCGACUUCCAGGGCUUUCAGGUGGAUGAGGCGCUGAUGGAUCGCGCGGACAGUGAAGCCCUGUUCCUGCACUGCUUGCCGGCAGAGCGCGGUGCGGAGUGCACGGACGGGGUGGUGGAGGGCCCGCGGUCGGCGGUGUUCCAACAGGCGGAGAACAGGAUGCACGCGCAGAACGGCGUGCUGAUCCACCUGCUGGCGUCCUGA
This is a messenger RNA of Ostreobium quekettii, 1146 nucleotides long. The record is from the annotation of a GenBank genome assembly. NCBI's taxonomy places the organism in Eukaryota, Viridiplantae, Chlorophyta, Ulvophyceae, Bryopsidales, Ostreobiaceae.